CGAUCCUGGAGGUCCGCGACAGCUACUCCAAGCCGCUGCGCCUCUUCCAGCUGGGCGGCGUGGGCCCGGGCGACGUGGCCGGCGCCGAGGGCCGGGGCCCGGUGGAGGACCUGCAGGCGCUGCUGGACAAGGCGGCGCCGACCCCGCCCGCCUGUGCGCCCCCGGGCUACAGGGACAUGCUCCUGUACAUCUACACGUCGGGCACCACCGGCCUCCCGAAGGCCGCCAUCCUGCCGCACUCGAGGUACCUGUUCGCCACCCUCGCCGCGCUCAAGUCGCUGCGGCUCACCCAGUCGGACGUCAUCUACAACCCGCUGCCGCUCUACCACACGACCGGCGGCAACGUUGGCGUCGGCUGCGCCCUCGUCGCCGGCAUCACGGUCGUCAUCAGGUCCAAGUUCUCGGCGUCCGCGUACUUCGCGGAGUGCGCCAAGUACGGCUGCACGGUGGCGCAGUACAUCGGCGAGAUGUGCCGCUACAUCCUGGCCGUGCCGCCGCGCCCCGAGGACCGCCAGCACCGGCUGCGGCUCAUGCUCGGCAACGGCAUGCGGCCCACCAUCUGGAAGGCGUUCGUGGACCGCUUCAACAUACCCAACGUGGUGGAGCUGUACGGCGCGACCGAGGGCAACGCCAACAUAGUGAACCUGGACAACACGAUCGGCGCCGUGGGCUUCCUGCCGCAGUCGCUCCCGCAGGCCAUCUACCCGGUCGCCAUCAUCAAGACCAACCUGGAGACGGGCGAGAUCAUCCGGAACGCGAGCGGCCUCUGCGAACGCUGUGGCGUUGACGAACCCGGUAUGUUCAUUGGACUCAUCAGCAAUAGGGAUCCGACAAGGGAAUUCCAUGGCUACGUGGACAAGGAAGCUUCGAAGAAAAAGGUGAUUGAGGACGUAUUUGUGAAGGGUGAUAAAUAUUUCUUGACAGGUGACAUUUUGGUCAUGGAUGAACUUGGAUAUCUUUACUUCAAAGACAGAACUGGAGAAAGCUUCAGGUGGAAGGGAGAAAAUGUGGCAUCUGCUGAAGUGGAAGCAUCAGUGUGCGCCAUCCUAGGACUGAGAGAUGUCACAGUGUACGGAGUGGAGAUACCUGGAGCCGAAGGUCGUGCAGGAAUGGCAGCAAUUGUAGAUCCGGAAAAUACCUUGAAUUUGGAGGUUUUAGCAAAUGGCAUUGACAAAAUGUUACCUGCUUAUGCUAGACCUAUAUUCAUUAGGAAAGUAGCUGCGUUGGAAAUGACUGGUACCUUCAAGGUCAAGAAGUAUGUUUUGCAAAAGGAGGCCUUUGAUUUAAAAUUGGUGAAAGAUCCAUUAUUCAUUAGGAGUGGAAACACUUUUGCACCCUUCACCAAUUCUGAGCUACAAGACCUUCAAACUGGUAAACUUCGUCUGUGAUACAGAAUUAAAAUGUGCAAAUUGAUCUCCAUGAUUUGCCUCAAGACUGCUACUGCUAACUACACAAACCACAAGGUUUACAAAGGAAAUCAUAUUUAUAGUGUAUGAAGACUUGAUAUAUUAGGUGAUGGGUCCUCGUGGAGGAACACGCUCUGUCAUUCGCUUCCCCAAGUAAUCUAGGUAAAUGUGAACGUACAUUUUCAAGGUAAACCAAUCUAUAUUAUUCCAGUCCAGUAGAAUGUGUUUCACGUAGAGGAAAACUAAGAAACUUCCUUCCUGUUACUGUCUAGCCUAAUAAUACUCUCCCCUAAUGCGCUUUCAUUUUGUUGUGUGUUAUGGCAAAUUUGGUUAUUUCCUGAUCUGGUCCAACUGUCAACUUUUAAUGGAAACGUCAAAGAAUUUUUAUAAACGAUUCC
This is a messenger RNA of Frankliniella occidentalis (western flower thrips), 1804 nucleotides long. Its product is annotated as long-chain fatty acid transport protein 4. Lineage: Eukaryota; Metazoa; Arthropoda; Insecta; Thysanoptera; Thripidae. Gene Ontology annotation, cellular component: endoplasmic reticulum. Gene Ontology annotation, molecular function: long-chain fatty acid transmembrane transporter activity; long-chain fatty acid-CoA ligase activity. Gene Ontology annotation, biological process: triglyceride homeostasis. The record is from RefSeq and is a predicted model, not a curated record.